AUGGAAAGAAGUGAGCCUACAUUGGUUCCAGAAUGGUUGAAAAAUGGUGGAAGUCUGAAUGGUGGUAGCACUACCUCACAUUCAGUGGGUCAUGCUGCAUCAAAUCUUGCAAGAAAUAAGUCAUUCGUGCAUAGUAAUGGUCAUGAUUCAAGGCAAUCAUCUGGUUCUGAUAGAACCACUUCGUCAUAUUUCCAACGGAGUUCUAGUAGUAAUGGUUCUGGUCGUUUGAGUUCUUAUAGUAGUUUUGGUAGAAAUCAAAGGGAAAGGGAUCGGGAUAGGGAUGUAUAUGAUUCUCGUGACAAAGAAAAGCCACUUUCGGGGGACCAUAAGCACCGAGAUUUUUCAGAUGUUUUUGGGAACAUUUUGCCAAGUAAAUUUGAGAGGGAUAAGUUGAGUCGUUCACAGUCCAUGAGUUCUGGGAAACGUGGGGAGACAUGGCCAAAGAAAGUUAUAACAGACUUGAGUAGUGCCAGUAGAAACAACAAUGGUUUGCUUAAUGAGGGCAGUCCUGUCGGCAUUGCAAAUAAAUCAGCUUUUGAGAGAGAUUUUCCAUCCUUGAGAGCUGAAGAAAGACCAGCCACUCCUGAGGUUGGAAGAGUCCCAUCUCCUGUCUUGAGUACUGCCAUUCAGAGCUUACCCAUUCCCUCCUCAACUGUGAUAGGUGGUGAAAAGUGGACCUCAGCAUUGGCAGAGGUGCCUGUGUUAGUCGGUAGUGACGGAAUUGGCAUCUCAUCUUUGCAUCAAUCCACUUCUUCAAAAUCUUCCUCUAGCACUUUUGGGACAAGUUCUGAUCUCAACAUGGCCGAAACUGUGGCUCAGAGUUCUACUCAUACUCAGAUUACUACUCAGUCAUCUGGAACUCCGAGACAUGAAGACCUUGCAAUCAAACAAUCUAGGCAGCUAAUUCCCGUGACACCAUCCAAGCCGAAAACCUUGGUCUUGAAUUCUUCAAAUAAACAGAAAACUAAGGUUGGCAAACUGCAUACACUGGCAUCUUCACUUCCUGUUAGUCACUCCCCAAGCGGGGUUCCUGAGGAGUCUGACUUUUCAAAGACAUCUAAUGUGGGAAAGCUCCAUGUUCUGAAGCCAGUGCGAGAGAGAAAUGGUGUCUCUCCUUACGCUAAGGAUAACUUGAGCGCAACUAGUGGUAGCAAAAUCUUGAAUCCCACUCUUGUCGCUUCGGCUUCUGGAUCUGCAGUGACUAGGGGCCCACCACAGAACCCCUUCCAUGCCGGUGCCAAUCGCAAGCCCGUAUUGACUGUGUUGGAGAAGAAAUCAACUUCUCAAGCUCAAAGUCGAAAUGAAUUUUUCAACCUCGUGAGGAAGAAAUCUUUGGUAAACUCGUCUCCCGUUCCCGAUUCAUCCUUGGCAAAUCCUUCAGCUGCUCAUGAUCCAUCUAUAGCAAACUCCUCAAAGGUUCCCGAUCAUGAUUCACUCGCAUCACCAUCUGUUUCGGAUAAGCUUGGUGAACUACAGGAGGUGGUGGCUUCUAAUACUCAGGCGGGUCAUACCUUAUCAUCUGUCAGCCUGAGUGAGGGCCAUUUGUCAGUGGAGAGAGGUGACUUGACCUGCGAUAGUGAUACCUGUAAUAGGCAGAAAUAUGUUAACAAUGGAAAUGAAAAUUUUAGCAUGGAUUCUGCAUUUCCUGAAGAGGAAGAAGUUGCCCUUUUACGCUCUAUGGGCUGGGAGGAAAAUGCUGAUGAGGGUGGUCUUACUGAAGAGGAAAUUAGUGCUUUCCACAGAGAUAUGGCUACCAAGUACAUAUAUCCAAGGCCAUCGCUGAAUAUAUUAGGAGUACAAUCGAAGUUUUUAUUGCCUCUCGACUCUCAAAUUGGGACUGGUGAUGGCAUUUCUUCUGGAUUGAGUUUGUCUGACACUAAUCUAGAAUCUUGA
Molecule: messenger RNA, 1893 nt
Organism: Fraxinus pennsylvanica
Lineage: Eukaryota; Viridiplantae; Streptophyta; Magnoliopsida; Lamiales; Oleaceae
Source: the annotation of a GenBank genome assembly